CUUUUGCCUUAUAGAUCGUCCGACAGAAGGUCAUGACCGGUCAAAGGUCAUUCAAGAUGGCGGUGUGUGUGGCAGUCAUUUCUAAAGAGAACUACCCCCUGUACAUCCAGACGAUCCCCACAGAAGACGAGCUGAAGUUCCACUACACCGUCCACACCUCGCUCGACGUGGUGGAGGAGAAAAUCAACAACGUCGGCAAAACUACCAACGACCUUCGCGAGCUGUACCUGGGCCUGCUGUACCCUACAGAGGACUAUAAAGUGUAUGGCUACGUGACCAACACAAAAAUCAAGUUUGUGGUGGUGGUCGAGUCGUCCAACACGGCUCUGCGAGACAACGAGAUCAGAACUAUGUUCCGGAAGCUGCACAAUGCUUACACGGACAUGGUGUGUAACCCUUUCUACACACCUGGGGAUCGAAUUACAUCCAGGGUGUUUGAGAAGGUUGUGAACGGGAUGAUGCUGCAGGACAGCUGAUUUUGGACGAUCCUGGCUGCCGAACUGAGCUGGACGUAAGCGGGUCGACAGUCUGGCUGCUGAUGUGAACUGGACAUGCUAGCACAUCGGCAGAACGUACUGUGCCUGCGCGAAACCAUGAUUUUUCAGUAUUUGUUGGAUGUUUGGUCACCGUUGCAUUCGAAUUUUGGCUGUUGCAGA
This is a messenger RNA of Branchiostoma belcheri (Belcher's lancelet), 656 nucleotides long. Its product is annotated as trafficking protein particle complex subunit 2-like protein. The record is from RefSeq and is a predicted model, not a curated record. The transcript has 6 exons. The coding region runs from base 33 to 476 and encodes 147 amino acids. Lineage: Eukaryota; Metazoa; Chordata; Leptocardii; Amphioxiformes; Branchiostomatidae. Gene Ontology annotation, cellular component: nucleus; cytoplasm; TRAPP complex. Gene Ontology annotation, biological process: endoplasmic reticulum to Golgi vesicle-mediated transport.